AUGACUGUUUGUUCUGCAGCUGCUUUACUUUUACUUUUUAACAGCUCCCUGGAUUUGUUGGCUUCUCAUGAGCUUUCAUGGAUUUUUAUGCUAUCUUAUAGAUUGCAUGUUCUCUCUGCUCUCAAUGUCUGUGUCAUAGUAACGAUUGUACAGACACUGGUGAAGACAUUUGAAGUGUGUGAUCUUCCUGUUCGAGCUGCAAAGUUUGUUGCAAGGAAGAAUUGGGUUGUGACAGGAGCGGAUGACAUGCAGAUUAGAGUGUUCAAUUACAAUACUCUGGAGAGAGUUCAUAUGUUUGAAGCACACUCAGACUACAUUCGCUGUAUUGCUGUUCAUCCAACCCAGCCUUUCAUUCUAACCAGCAGUGGCAGAUGCAUUUGCUCUCUGAAGGUGUGGCAGCUGGGCUCUUCAUCACCAAACUUCACUCUGGAGGGACACGAGAAAGGUGUGAAUUGUAUUGAUUACUACAGUGGUGGCGACAAACCAUACCUCAUUUCAGGUGCAGAUGACCGUCUUGUUAAAAUAUGGGAUUAUCAGAACAAAACAUGUGUGCAGACACUGGAGGGACAUGCCCAAAAUGUGUCUUGUGCCAGUUUUCAUCCUGAGUUGCCAAUCAUCAUCACAGGUUCAGAAGAUGGAACAGUGCGUAUUUGGCAUUCAAGCACCUAUCGGCUUGAGAGCACAUUGAAUUAUGGAAUGGAGAGGGUGUGGUGCGUGGCCAGUCUAAGAGGGUCCAACAAUGUCGCUUUGGGCUAUGAUGAAGGGAGCAUCAUUGUUAAGCUUGGUCGGGAGGAACCUGCCAUGUCCAUGGAUUCCAAUGGAAAGAUAAUUUGGGCCAAGCAUUCAGAAAUCCAGCAGGCCAACCUAAAAGCAAUGGGAGAUGCUGAAAUUAAAGACGGAGAAAGAUUGCCAUUGGCAGUAAAGGAUAUGGGCAGUUGUGAAAUAUACCCUCAGACUAUUCAGCACAAUCCUAAUGGGCGCUACACAGCAAUGGCAUUGAGAAACAAGAGUUUUGGAUCUGCCCAGGAGUUUGCAUGGGCGCACGAUUCUUCAGAAUAUGCAAUAAGAGAGAGCAACAGUGUUGUAAAGAUAUUUAAGAACUUUAAGGAAAAAAAAUCAUUUAAACCAGAUUUUGGAGCUGAAAGUAUCUAUGGAGGCUUCUUAUUGGGAGUCAGAUCUGUAAAUGGCUUAGCCUUCUAUGACUGGGACAAUACAGAACUCAUACGCAGAAUUGAAAUUCAGCCCAAAUAUAUUUUCUGGUCUGAUUCUGGAGAGCUAGUCUGUAUUGCCACUGAGGAAUCAUUUUUUAUCCUUAAGUAUCUGUCAGAAAAAGUCUUGGCAGCACAGGAAACACAUGAGGGAGUUACUGAGGAUGGCAUUGAAGAUGCCUUUGAGGUUCUUGGUGAAAUUCAGGAAAUUGUGAAAACAGGGCUGUGGGUAGGCGAUUGCUUCAUUUACACAAGUUCUGUGAACAGAUUAAAUUAUUAUGUCGGAGGAGAAAUAGUCACCAUUGCCCACUUGGACAGGACAAUGUAUCUCCUAGGCUAUAUUCCUAAAGACAACAGGCUUUAUCUGGGGGAUAAAGAAUUGAACAUUGUUAGCUACUCCCUGCUUGUUUCAGUCUUGGAAUACCAGACAGCUGUCAUGCGGAGGGACUUUAGCAUGGCUGAUAAGGUCCUUCCUACCAUUCCAAAAGAACAGAGGACCAGAGUUGCACACUUUUUGGAAAAGCAGGGCUUCAAGCAGCAAGCUCUUACAGUAUCCACAGAUCCUGAGCAUCGUUUUGAGCUUGCUCUUCAGCUUGGAGAGUUAAAAAUUGCAUACCAAUUAGCAGUGGAAGCAGAGUCAGAACAGAAGUGGAAGCAACUUGCUGAGCUUGCAAUUAGUAAAUGUCAGUUUGGCCUAGCACAGGAGUGCCUACACCAUGCACAGGAUUAUGGGGGUCUGCUGCUUUUAGCCACUGCCUCUGGAAAUGCUAGUAUGGUGAACAAGCUAGCAGAGGGUGCAGAGAGAGAUGGCAAAAAUAAUGUGGCAUUCGUGAGCUACUUUCUACAGGGCAAGCUUGAUGCUUGCCUGGAGGUCUUGAUUAGAACUGGGAGACUGCCAGAAGCUGCCUUCCUGGCCCGAACUUACUUACCCAGUCAGGUUUCAAGGGUAGUGAAACUCUGGAGAGAGAAUCUCUCAAAAGUCAAUCAGAAGGCAGCGGAAUCCCUUGCUGACCCAACAGAGUAUGAAAACCUUUUCCCUGGAUUAAAAGAAGCCAUUGUUGUUGAAGAAUGGGUGAAGGAAACACAUGCUGAUCUAUGGCCAGCCAAACAAUAUCCACUUGUCACGCCAAAUGAAGAGAGAAAUGUUAUGGAAGAAGCAAAAGGCUUUCAGCCCUCAAGAUCUGCAGCUCAGCAGGAACUUGAUGAGAAACCUGAUUCUCCUCCAGUUGUCGUGGCCUCCCACACAGACAACAAAGAAAAGAGUUUACUUGAACUAGAAGUAGAUUUGGAUAAUUUGGAAUUAGAAGAUAUUGACACAACAGAUAUCAAUCUGGAUGAAGAUAUUUUGGAUGAUUGAACGUAAUGUUUUCCAUUUACCUGACUAAACAGAUCAUUACUAUGUACAGGUAUUGAUCAUCUGGACCACAGCACUUUGGACUAUGUUCUCAUAGAAUGGAGACUUUUAUAUGUAAAUGCUGUGGACCACUGGGAGCACAGCUGCCUCUGAGUCUUAAGAGGAGUUUAUGUGCAGCAUUUAAAUUACUGUGUUAUCCUUGUUAACUAAAACAGACUUGGGCUUUAAUUUCUUUCAUACUGUUAUUAGGCCAUAUCUCAUAAAAUCUUUUGAAUUAAUGAAGAUACUUCAGUUUCCUUACUGAAUAAUGAAAAUAGGCUUCUAGUUUUAGAAGGCCGAGCCAAAACUAUACCUCACCUAGAAUUCAGCCCCACAUUCUCUUAUCUUUGCAUAACUAAAUCUGUAUUUUCAAAUAUGAUCAAUCACAUUUUCCAUAGAACUGAAUAUCCAUACUGUAAUUCUCUGAGCCCUUUUUCUUGAUCUCAUUGCAUCAUUCCUGGCAGUGUGUGUAGCUUGGGUGGCAUGGGUUCUUAUGCCUUGCCCUAAUUUUGUCUGGUAGCUAGCCAUUUCUAGAAUCAGAGUCUGAAACCUGACUUCAUUAUUAUUCCUCUGACCUCAUUAAGCUGGGCUCUGUCUAAAUUACAUGUUGGCCUAUUUGGUAAUACAGAAAAGCACAGUACUUUCUCUUUUUUAACUGUGCACUUAUCUAAUGUGAUUAGAGAAAUUCAUAACGAGGUGCUCAAAUAUAUUUCCCCUUGCAGCCUAAGGAAGUGAGUAGGGUAACAAGUUUUUCUUUGUAUUUCUGUCAGAGGCACUAUCUAGAAUUUCAAAAGCAAAGAAAUUUAGAGAGAAUAACAAAUCAGUAUCUUUUAAUCUCAACAUUUUUAAACAUUCAGCUCAAUGUCAACAAAGAGAAAGGUAGUAUUUAGUAAAAUGAAAUGUGUUUUAAAAAAUAUUUCAGGAAGCUGCAGAAUGGCUAACGAAUGCUUCUUGAUAAGCUUGCAGUGUUAAUUCUAUAUACGCUCCCUUCUGUGCUUCUGUUUUUGCAAAGACCUUUAAAAAAAAAAAA
Messenger RNA from Galeopterus variegatus (Sunda flying lemur), 3631 nucleotides. RefSeq names its product coatomer protein complex, subunit beta 2 (beta prime) (gene COPB2). Gene Ontology annotation, molecular function: structural molecule activity; protein binding. Gene Ontology annotation, cellular component: COPI vesicle coat. Bases 1 to 2565 code for a protein of 854 amino acids. Lineage: Eukaryota; Metazoa; Chordata; Mammalia; Dermoptera; Cynocephalidae. The transcript has 21 exons. The record is from RefSeq and is a predicted model, not a curated record. Gene Ontology annotation, biological process: intra-Golgi vesicle-mediated transport; intracellular protein transport; endoplasmic reticulum to Golgi vesicle-mediated transport.